Messenger RNA from Nezara viridula (southern green stink bug), 1695 nucleotides. The record is from the annotation of a GenBank genome assembly. Lineage: Eukaryota; Metazoa; Arthropoda; Insecta; Hemiptera; Pentatomidae.
GUGUACAAGGUAAUGCUGAAAAUUAAAGCAGUAGACUUGGAACUGCCUGUGGCCUUAGAUAUCAACGCUUCUGCUAUAUAACAAAGGAAGAUGAAGUUCGUAAACGAAGGAUGGGAAGACGAUCCGAAUUCCAAGAGAGACCUGAAGGAGCCAGCGAAGUUGAAGAAAGAUCCCUACUUCUACAUAGCCUUCUAUAUGGUUUAUUUAUUUUUCUUCCUAGUCUGGGAGGUAGCUACAGCCUUCGGAAGCUUCCUUCGGAGUUUAAUCCUGAGGCCAGAACCGAAGUCACUCAAAGGAAGAGUGUGCUUGGUGACGGGUUCUGGCCGCGGGCUAGGGCGGCAGUUAUGCCUUGCUCUGGCGAAAGAGGGAGCUGUCAUCGCCUGCGCUGACAUAAACGAAGCCAACAACAAAACGACAGUAGCGAUGGUGAAGGAGUUGGGAGCCAAAGCGGUCGCCUACACGACCAACGUAGCUAUCAAAAAAGAUGUAGAAGAACUUGUUUCCAAAAUCGAGAACGAACUGGGACCUAUCUACUUGCUCAUCAACAAUGCAGCUUUGGUAGGAGCGUUCCAUAAAAUUGAUGAAGAAUACACCAGGGCUUCUUUUAACAUCAACGUCUUAGGACCUAUUUGGAUGAUGAACGCAGUUCUGCCAUCCAUGGAAUCAAGAAACGAAGGACAUAUCGUAAAUAUUGCAUCUAUUUCUUCAACAUUUGUGUCUCCCCUUCUAAGCAUUUAUGGUGCAACUAAAACAUCUCUCUCUUAUUUGAGCCGAUGUUUACGCUCGGAUCUGCUUUCAAGAAAUAAAAACAUUAUGGUCACUACAGUUUACCCAACAAUUAUCAAUACUUCUGCAGACUACUUACGAUUUGUCUCUACGAAGAUAAAUACGGUCGUAGAAAUGGAAGAAGUAGUGGAAGCAACGCUGAACGCUAUCCAUUACAACAAUGAUGAAGUGACCGUACCUUCCUCAUUUAAGUAUCCAGCCAUUAUAUUAUCUCGAAUUCUGCCAACAAUAACGACAAACAACAUCAUAAAACUAAACUGUGAAAAAUGGAAUGUACCAAGUGAUGAACAACGGGAAAAAUUACCAUGGCACGAUCUAGCCAAGAAUUGCUCAUUCAUUUAAAACAUAAACGUAUACAAGUACUCUACGAUUAAUGGACAUUAUCUUUUAUGGUUGAUAUGAUCACUUCGAAACCUAGUGUAGAAAUAUGAAAAAGGGAUUUUCGUGUAGAAAAUAUAGGAUUAUUACAUAAAAGUGUAUAAAAAUAGAUUAAUCAAAACAUUGUCUAUCACCUAGCUAUACAUUUUCCCAUUUAUCUGAUAAUUAAUAAACACCAUGCCUGAAAAAAACUACUAAACAAGUGCACCCCCCAUCGAUUCUGGUGUGUGUCCCAAUGCAUAAAUGGGUGUCCCAACUGAACGCCACACUCGUUUUCUUCUCUCCGUUAUGUUUUUUUUGUUGAAUAGCAAGCGAUUACUAAAAAUAAAAUAUUUUAUUUAGUAAUUAUCUAUUGCUUCAGUGUAAACUAGAUUAAAUUUACUAAACAUGUAAUUUACAAGGUAAUAAAUAAAAUAAACAUAAAUACGAGCAUUGUAAGAACCGUCCCAGAAUAAAAAUAUACAGAGCCGUGAUUAAUAAAUCCAUGACUAAAAUUGCAAAAACAUAUCCAAUUGAAAUACAAAAAUCUUU